CAGCGCAGCAAGUCGUGUCCCCGGGCCGGUGCGCCCCGAGCCGUGGGCCCGGGGCUGGGCCAGUACCGCUCUUCCCAGUUGGUUUUCCGAAGCGGGAGGGGAAGGACAGGGAGGCCAGGACCCUCCUCCGCGCCUUUGAACUAGUCGUGAGCCCCUGGGACGCGGUGUCCGCCAGGGUCCCGCCGGGCCGCGCGCUCUCCGCGGCCCCAGCGGCGGCAUCGGGCUCUGGGUGCCCUUGACCCCGGGGAGACUGAAGUGCCACCUCGCCCCGGGCAAGGCGAGGCGGUGCUAGGCUGAGCCCGCGACAGCCGCCUCGGUCGCCCGCCUCUUAGGGCCCCUGCGUCCACGGGCUGCGAUGGCGGCGGCGGCGCUGAUGGACCCGGCAAAGUACAGGACAAGUUUGCACCAAUAUCCUGAUCUACUAUAAUAUCUGCAAGCAUUUCGAGAGGACUAGGACUGUGUGACCUUUGAGGACGUGACCAUUUACUUCUCCCAGGAGGAGUGGGGACUCCUUGAUGAGGCUCAGAGACUCCUGUACUGCGAUGUGAUGCUGGAGAACUUUGCACUGAUAGCCUCACUGGGACUUACAUCUUUCAGGUCUCAUGUAGUUGCCCAGCUGGAGAUGGGGGCAGAGCCCUGGGUGCCUGACCGAGUGGACAUGACGUCAGCCAUGGCAAGAGGGGCAUAUAGAGGGCCUGGCUCAGAUUUUUGCCAUGGAACAGAGGGUGAGGAGUCACCUGCUGAGCUUAGUGUUUCUGUAGAAGUGUCACAGGACAUGAAUCCCAAGGUGGUUCCAUCCACCCAGAAAGGCUACCCCUGUGACCUGUGUGGCCUACACCUGAAAGACAUUGUGCACCCAGCUGAACACCAGGCAACACAUCCCUGGCAGAAACCACAUGUGUGUGAGGCAUACAGGAGAGAGUUCAAGUUCAAUGGCAACCUUCACCAACCACAGAUGCAGCAGAACGUGGACAAGCCUAUCUCAAGGAACGAAGGCAGCGCCUCGCUUGUGAAGAGCUGCAGAGAUGACACAUCAAAGAAACCUUUCACACUGAGGGAGGGUGGGAAGGCCUUUGUGUCCAGAUGUGGUCAGCACCAGGUCACUCCCCGUGUAGUGGAGCCACACCACAGCUCCGAAGGCGUGGUGGAUUUUCCCACUAUGCAAUGCCGUAAGAAGUGCAUUGAAUUUCAGAACGCUCUCAGUGACAAAUCCUCACUUGUUCAGCAGAGGACCCACACUGGAGAAAGGCCUUAUGAGUGCAGCAAAUGUGGGAUAUUCUUCAGCUACGCCGCUGGCCUCUUUCAACACCAGAGAGAUCACAAUCGAGGAAAGCCUUAUGAGUGUGGUGAAUGUGGGACAUUCUUUAGCCAGCAGUCCAGUCUCAUCAAACAUCAGAGAGUUCACACUGGUGAAAGCCCUCAUGUGUGCAGCGAAUGCGGGAAAUUCUUUAGCCGAAGCUCCAAUCUUAUUCAACAUAAGAGGGUACACACUGGAGAAAAGCCUUAUGAGUGCAGUGAAUGUGGGAAAUUCUUUAGCCAACGUUCCAACCUCAUUCAUCAUAAGAGGGUUCAUACAGGUAAAAGUGCUCAUGAGUGCAGCGAGUGUGGGAAAUCCUUCAACUGCAACUCCAGCCUAAUUAAACAUUGGAGAGUUCACACUGGAGAAAAACCUUAUAAGUGCAAUGAAUGUGGAAAAUUCUUUAGCCACUUUGAUGGACUUGUUCAACAUCAGAUAGUUCACACUGGUGAACGACCCUAUGGGUGCAGCGUUUGUGGGAAAGCCUUCAGCCGAAGCUCCGACCUCAUGAAACAUCAGCGAGUUCACACUGGUGAACGGCCUUAUGAGUGCAGUGAAUGUGGGAAACUGUUUAGCCAAAGCUCCAGCCUCAAUAGCCAUCGGAGACUUCACACUGGUGAACGGCCUUAUCAGUGCCCUGAAUGCGGGAAAUUCUUUAGCCAACGCUCCAGCUUCAAUAACCAUCGGAGACUUCACACUGGUGAGCGGCCUUAUGAGUGCCUUGAAUGUGGGAAAACCUUCAGACAAAGUUCUAAUCUGAGGCAGCACCAGAAAGUUCACAAACCAGAUAAGCCAUAUAAGUGCAAUGAAUGUGAAAAGGCUUUCAGCCAAAGGUCUACCCUCAUCCGGCAUCAGAAAAUUCACACCAGAGAAAGGCGUUCAGAGAAUGUGCACCCUCCUUCUGCACGACAGCACCCACUAGAGAUUAACUCUGAGAGUGGUCUUUAUGAGGGAGCUGUCAGCCAGAAGUUGAACCUUGUUCAUCCAAAUAUCUAUGCUGGAGAGAUUCCCAAUGGAUGCUAGAUAUAUUGGAAGCUUUCUGGAGCAGGGUUGCAUUUUCUGACCACAAACUUUACCAGAGUUUUUCUCACUGCUAAUGUCUGUGGUAGAAGUCAUCUCAGUUCUACCCACUGGCAGGUCUCCAGAGUGUGCAUCAGCCACUUUCCUGUGCUCACAAAAGACAGGCCUCUGUUUCCUCGCUCCAGGAGGGAAUCAUGAGUAGCCUGAGGCCAUGGGAAGAUGUCAUUCCCUCCCCCUGUGACUGGUUUAGCUGUGGACAUGACCCAUCUUUGGCCAUGAAGACCUGAGCUGGGUCCUACUGGCAGCUUGCAGAGGUUUCCCUUUUUCAAGGACAUUUGUUUAUCUUGUAUGAUGCUCAUGAUGGAUUCAUCCAGCUUCCACCUUACCCAUCUUAACAACUAUUUACUUUACAUUGCUCUGGUUUGGGUGAUAAGAGCCUUAUUGAUAAAGCCACCUUUAAUCUUCUGUGUUCUGAUAACUGUGGAGUGGGUUGAGAACAGAAUUAAGGUCUACCAAACCAAAGGGGGUCUCCAAAUUUAUUGCCUCAGGGAAGAGCAGGAUGGCAGAGCGCAGUUUUCAGUCCAGAUUUGGCCUCGUUUGUGUUGCUACCCAAGGCAUCCUAGGGAAGCUUGUAGGGCUUUGUGGGCCUAAUGUUGUGGUCUGAAUGGCAUGAAUUUUUGUGAAUCAGAGAUUACUCUGAGGAAGGGGAGGUUGUGCAACCUCCAGUGCAUCUGGAAGCAGCCUGAGUUGGGCCCCUUGUUUACUGGGGAUGCCUCCUAUUCCUUAGCACUGUUGAGUAGACACUGUUUACCUGGCCCCUGCCAAGGAGUUAUAUGCCCUUGAUGUCUAAUGUUCCAGUAUAUGUCACCUACUGUAAGACUUACUGGGUCCAGUUGGCAAACAAGAGGGAAUGUACCUGUUCUAAAAGUGCAUCCACAAAUGUUCCCUUAAAUGUGACUGUGCAGGAUUCAGGAUUUGCAGAAGUUCUCAGGACCUCCAGACCUCUGUCCUUAUGACUAAGGUCACCGGCAAAGCAAAUUAUCUAAAGGUUUUGUGGAAUACUGCAGGCUCUCUGCAUUAUUCAUGUCAAAGCCAUUGCUGGGUUGGGAGGAAAAUGGGGACUAAGAGAAGGUAGAUCCUGUACGCCAGGGAUGAGGCAUUUGUGACGUAGCCAGCCAUCUCUGCUGCCAACACAUGAGGAGAGAGGUAGUAGAAUCAAUAUGGGGUUGCCAAAUCUUCUAGUUUUCCAAAAUGAGUAGGAGAUCAGAUUUUUAUGUGCAACAAUUUCUUUUAAUGCUUUGUUGAGAUAUAAUUUUCAUGGAAUAAUUGGCUGUGUGUAUUUAAUGUGUACACUUUGAUAAGUUUUAAAAUAUGUAUACACUCAGGGAACCAACACCACAAUUAUGAUAAUGAACUUAUCUAUCACCCACAAAGCUACCUCAUGCCCCUUUACUAUCCCUCCUUGCCUUCCCCAGGGAACCAUUACCUACAUCCCAAGGAAACCAUUGAUUUACCUUUUUUUCCACUAUAGAUGUUUGCCUUUCCUAGAAUUUUAUACGAUGGGAAUCAUAAAGUAUUUGUACUCUAUUUUUGGUCUGUUUUCUUUCAUAUAGCAUAAUCAUCUUGAGAAUCAUCCAUUCCGUGUGUAUGAGUAGUUCAUUCCUUUUACUGCUGAGUAGUGCUCUGUUGAAUGAAUACCACAGUUUUUAUGCUUUUUUUUUAAUUAAAAAAUAUCUCAUAAAAUACACAACAUAAAAUGUACUGUCUUAACCAUUGUUAGGUGCACGGUUCAGCAGUAUUAAGUACAGUCAUAUUGUGCAACUAUCACCAUUAUUCAUCUCCAGAGUUCUUUACAUUUUGCAAAACUGAAACUAUACCCAUUAAACAAUAACUCCCUAUUUCCCCCUUCCCCAAGCCCCUGAAAACCAAUAUUCUACUCUCCGUAAUGGAAUUUGACUACUCUAGUUAUCUCAUAUAAAUGGAGCUAUAUAUUGUUUUUUUGUGACUGGCUUAUUUCACUUAGCAUAAUGUCCUUAAGU
Messenger RNA from Delphinapterus leucas (beluga whale), 4356 nucleotides. RefSeq names its product zinc finger protein 792 (gene ZNF792). Gene Ontology annotation, molecular function: DNA-binding transcription repressor activity, RNA polymerase II-specific; RNA polymerase II cis-regulatory region sequence-specific DNA binding. Gene Ontology annotation, cellular component: nucleoplasm. NCBI's taxonomy places the organism in Eukaryota, Metazoa, Chordata, Mammalia, Artiodactyla, Monodontidae. The record is from RefSeq and is a predicted model, not a curated record. Gene Ontology annotation, biological process: regulation of immune system process; regulation of cytokine production; negative regulation of transcription by RNA polymerase II.